AGUAAAUAGACAUUAACUAACAACUGAAAUCUCGAUCCAUCAUCCCAGGUGGACGCCCAACCGCUCCUCCUUUUAAACCUCAACCCUCAUCAAUUCUCAGCAGCAGGCCCCAACCCAACACGUUUCCAACAAAGAAAAAAACUGUAUUUGGGGUGGCAAGGGUUUUAGUUCUCAAGAUCUUACGUGUUCGUCUUCUCGCUCUGGUCAUCCAGCUUGGGAAAUAAAGCCCCACUCCGCUCUCUGCUCUUUCAGUUUCCGGUUGUCACCAUCCAUCAAUUCUCUCUCUCUCUCUGUCUCUCUCUUUAUUUCUUUGUUGGUUGGAGAGAAAGAUGGGGAAUUGCCAAGCGGCGGAGGCGGCAACGGUGGUGAUUCAGCAUCCGGCGGAGAACAGGGUGGACCGAUUUUACUGGUCGGUGAGCGCCCACGAGGUUAUGAAUUCCAAUCCUGGCCAUUACGUGGCGCUGGUGGCGCCGAGUGCCAAGACCGAGAACGCCACGACUCCGGUGAAGCAGCUCAAGCUUCUCAAGCCCAGCGACACCCUUCUCCUCGGCCAGGUUUAUCGACUCAUCAGUUUCGAAGAUGUUCUGAAGGAGUUGUAUGGGAAGAAGAGCGUGAAACUGGGGACGCUUCUGAAAGAGAGAGGCGGAGGGCCGGAAAAAGUAUUGAGGGGGCUUGGAGAUGCAUCGGAGAUUGGGAGGAGGAAAAGCUCCGGUGGGUUGAAACUGAAUGUGGACGGUAGCUCUGCUAACACGGAGGAGGUGCACCAACUGCAACUGCAACUGGGGAGGAGCAGCAGCAGCAGCAGACUUGUGAGUGGAAGGCAGCAUGGAGGGCAAGGGCAAUGGAGGCCAGCAUUGCAAAGCAUUUCUGAGAUUGGGACUUAGGCAGAUCUGAAGGACUUGCCCGGCUCGAAUUGAAUAAAAUCACGGCAGUUGUUAGAAGCAUGCAUCAGUGGCCAUUAAUUAGUACAGUGGUUCCCCCUUUUUUCCCCAGAGACAGCAGAAAAUUAUUGUGAGUAUGAAAGUUAAUUUGGUUGCAUGGAGCUUUGGUGUUCUGGUGCUCUUCUCUGCCAUAAACCUUGCUCAUGUCACUGGACUUUGUGUGUGAAUGACUUGCUUCAAGUUAACUGUCUCAAGUCAGAGUUGGAAGGGAAGGCUAGAUGUUCAAGUAAACCGUUUAUUCCAUCAGGUUUUUGUGUCAGUGAAAAGGUUAAUAGUACCAUUACUAAUUUACUUA
Molecule: messenger RNA, 1236 nt
Organism: Linum tenue
Lineage: Eukaryota; Viridiplantae; Streptophyta; Magnoliopsida; Malpighiales; Linaceae
Source: the annotation of a GenBank genome assembly